UUGAAAUUUUAGUAGUGAAUAUGACAAGCAGAAGAGAGUAAGACCAAGCAUUAUGGUUUAGAGACCACCAUUAUCAGGCAUCGGCACAGUUUGUAGAAGAUUUUGAUACUGGCAAGACUAUUUAAAAUAUUGGCUGGAAAAGGAUCCAAAAUGUUAAACAGAGAUGGCAGUGAGAAAAAGAGAUUUCUUCCGGAAAUAACUGGAAACGCAAAAUUUGUUGAUAGAGUCAAGGCUUCCAAAUCUCAAUAUGCUUUGAAAUAAUCAAAUUAAAAAUAUAUGUGCCAGAGUUCCUCAACAAAUAAAAAAUCCUAAUUUUGAAAAACUAAUCGCAGAGAAUCAGUUUAAGAGUCAUAGCAGAAAUAUCUAUUAUUCUCCAAGUUCUUCAAAGUUCAAAGAUGUUCUCAAUGCAUACAUUGACCAGUCUGGUUUGAGCUGAGAUACCCCAACUUCAACGAUUUUAAAGAAAAAUAAUAUUAUUAAAAAUCCUUCAAAAUUAUCUCAGCAAAUAAAAUAAGAAUCUGGACAACGAUCUUGUAAAGGGAACAUUCUUUAAUCACAAAAGACUCAGUGUUCCUGGCAAAGAACAUGAGUGGAAGAAAAGGGUUGAUCUUGAUCUCAACGGGAAUCAUCUUCACCACUCAUUUACUAAACUUAAUUCUCCGGAUCAGACUAAAUAAGUUGAAGAGCUUUGAAAGUAGUAAUUAUUUACAAGCAAAGCAAACUCCUAUCCGCCAUCGUCAGAAACCGGCCCCUCCAAUAUCCAAGGGGUUUUCUUUUGAAGCACGGAAUAAAAGAGAAAUUGACAACAAACACAUUUUUAAAGAUUUCAACAAAGUAAAAGUUCAAAUGACAAAGCUAUACGAUUCAUUAGUAAAUACUAAACAGAAAAAGCAACCUCAAAAGAUUGAAGAGACUAAAGAACCUCAAACAGAAAUCUCAGACACUUCCUAUAGUAGUUUUUCCAAUGACUUUGGAGAUCAUAAAGUAAAGCAGAGUGAUACUUUAUGAUUACCCGUAAAACAAGCCAUUCUGGAUCAAGAAGUAUAUGACAAGAAUGUUGAAGCUGAAAAUAUGCCAGUUACGAAAAAGAAGUUUGAGCCUACUUAUAAAUUUAAGAAAAUUAAAGUUAAUGAUGAAAAGGAACUAUACCAAAAGGGCAUAGAUUAUCUAGCAACUCUUAAUCCACAAAUAAAAUAUGAACAAAUAUCUCAGCGGAAUAAGGAUAUUCAUAUGAUCAAUAGGAGAAAAUUCUUUACUCAAAUGAAAGAUAAAACUAUCCGAAAUGGAAUCAGGAAGCAUGAUAAAAAGGUACUAAAAGAGUGGGAUGAUAAAAUUCAUAUUUUCAAAUAA
Molecule: messenger RNA, 1350 nt
Organism: Moneuplotes crassus
Lineage: Eukaryota; Ciliophora; Spirotrichea; Euplotida; Euplotidae
Source: the annotation of a GenBank genome assembly